AUGGCAAAGAGUAGGGAAAUGGAGAAAGAGCAAGAGGUAAGUCUGAAACCGAUUCAAGAUAAGAAACAAUCGGGAUCCACUGACGAUGUAAGUGAGAAAGAAAAGGCAAUUCCACCUCCCUUUCCUACGUGUAUUCAAAUGUCUAACAAAGCUAGAGAGGAAAAGGAAAUCCUAGAAACUUUUAUAAAGGUCGAGGUAAAUAUCCCUCUUUUAGAUGCAGUCAAACAAGUCCCUCGUUACGCUAAGUUUUUGAAAGAAUUGUGCACCAACAAAAGAAAACUUAUGGGUAACGAGACGAUUAAUAUGAAUGAGAAUGUAUUUUCCGUCCUUCAAAAGAAACUACCCCCAAAGUGCAAAGAUCCAGGUGUUUUCACCAUUCCUUGCAAAUUGGGGAAUGUUACAAUCAAUAGGGCUAUGCUUGAUUUGGGUGCAUCUAUCAAUGUGAUGCCAUUUUCUAUCUUUAAGACUCUAAAUGUAGGCCCCUUACAAGAAACUAGGGUGGUCAUUCAAUUGGCCGAUAGGUCCCUUGUACACCCGAAAGGGGCACCUGAACUAAAGUUGAAGAAACUUCCCGAGCAUCUAAAGUAUGCGUAUCUAGGAGAAGGAGAGAAGCUACUGGUCAUCAUUUCAAGUAGAUUAGACUCAUCCGAGGAAAAGAAGCUCGUUUCCAUGCUAAAACAAUUCAAGGAGGCCAUUGGGUGGACGAUAGCUGACAUAAAAGGCUUGAGACCAUCAACUUGCAUGCACAAGAUUUUGAUGGAGGAUGACUUCAAGCCAUUCGGCGAGGCUCAAAGGAGGUUGAAUCUACCCAUGAUGGAGGUUGUGAAGAAAGAGAUUCAAAAGUUGCUAGAUGCAGGUGUGAUAUUUGCUAUAUCCGAUAGCAAAUGGGUGAGCCCGGUGCAAGUUGUUCCAAAGAAGGUCGGGGUGACUGUAGUGGAAAACGCCGGGGGAGUGAUGGUUCCAACAAGAGUACAAAGUGGUUGGAGAGUAUGCAUAGAUUACCGACGAUUGAACGCCUCAACCCGCAAAGAUCACUUCCCUCUACCUUUGAUUGACCAGAUGUUCGAGAGACUGGCAGGUACUAAAGUUAUUGUUUCUACAGAUCAUGCGGUGUUGCGGCAUUUGAUGGCAAAGAAGGAUGCCAAGCCAAGACUCAUCUGA
This is a messenger RNA of Cynara cardunculus var. scolymus (artichoke), 1161 nucleotides long. RefSeq lists its product as uncharacterized. Lineage: Eukaryota; Viridiplantae; Streptophyta; Magnoliopsida; Asterales; Asteraceae. The record is from RefSeq and is a predicted model, not a curated record. The coding region runs from base 1 to 1161 and encodes 386 amino acids. The transcript is spliced from 3 exons.